Solanum dulcamara is the source of this 1084-nucleotide messenger RNA. Its product is annotated as vesicle-associated protein 2-1. Gene Ontology annotation, biological process: endoplasmic reticulum membrane organization. Gene Ontology annotation, cellular component: plasma membrane; endoplasmic reticulum membrane. Lineage: Eukaryota; Viridiplantae; Streptophyta; Magnoliopsida; Solanales; Solanaceae. The record is from RefSeq and is a predicted model, not a curated record. The coding region runs from base 282 to 932 and encodes 216 amino acids. The transcript has 8 exons.
AAAUGAAAAAGAGGAAGGAGUACUAACAUUCGCUUUUGAAUCGGACGUCAGCUUCGUAACAGUUAGGCCAUGUGUCGUGCCAUCAUUUCCACCACGUCCCUCUCUUGGCCUUUCCUCGUUAGUAUUGAUUGAUUGAUAUUUGAUACCCACUACCCUCGCUGUAUAAGAAACCUUCAUAACACAAAUAUUCAAUUUUCCUCUUUCUCGCCGUAAAGCUACUGAGAUCUUACCGGUGAAAGGUUUUUGAUAGCUGCUGAUAACUUUGAGGUUCGAUCGUAACCAUGACUGGUGCUAACAACCAGUUGAUAUAUGUUAGUCCCGAAGAGCUCAAAUUCCAAUUUGAGCGGGAGAAACAAAGCUACUCUGAUCUUAAAGUUACAAACAGCACAGAGCAUUAUGUUGCUUUCAAGGUGAAAACUACUUCUCCUAAAAAGUACUUUGUUCGGCCAAACACGGGUGUCAUACAUCCCUGGGAUUCAUGUUUUAUACGAGUCACCCUUCAAGCUCAAAAGGAGUAUCCCCCGGACAUGCAAUGCAAGGACAAGUUCCUCUUACAGAGCACCAUUGUGAAUAGUGAUGCUGAUGAACUUCCUCCAGAUACGUUUAAUAAGGAUAGUGGAAGAAAUGUAGAAGAGUGCAAGCUUAGGGUUGUUUACAUCUCUCCUCACUCAUCUCCGGGACAUUCUGAAGAUGCGUUUAAACAAAGUUCUGAUGUCAACUCUAGUCAAGCAGUGCAGCGUGCCAGAGAUGAAAGGGAUGCAGUUUUCCGACAAACACAGCAGCUGCAAGAGGAACUGGAAGUACUGAAACGACAAAAAAGGCGGAGAAGUGAUGCAGGCUUUUCUCUAAAGUUUGCACUUCUGGUGGGACUCAUUGGAUUAGUGGCUGGGUUUCUGUUUACGCUGUUGAUGUCUUCACCUUCUACAGAAUAGCUCAAGUCCCCUCGUUUGUGGAAUCACAGUUAUUCUUUUAGUUUACUGUAAAAUUUUCUAGUGUUGGUGAACUGGAGAGCUCGCUGGCUCUGUUCUUUCUCUGUAAAUUGAUCAUUUUGAUGAUAUAUGAUUCCCUGUAUUCGUUCUCACCA